AUUGAUCAUAUAUCCUAGUAAAAGCGUGACCGUUGAUGGACUAAUGGCUCUCACAAAUCUUCUUCUCAUUUUAUUAUUUACUCCCACAACGACCUUUGUCUCUCUUUCUCCGUUUUCCUAAGUUUCAAUUCAAUCACCACUGAUCUAAGACAUGUCUUCAUCUGAUAAGCCACAUGUGGUGGAAAGGGGUGCUAAGGAUGAUGAAAAGAAGAAGGAAGAGGAUGGGAAGGGUGGAUUUCUUGAUACAGUGAAGGAUUUCAUUUCGGACAUUGGUGAGAAGAUUGAGGAAGCAAUUGGAUUUGGGAAGCCAACUGCAGAUGUUACAGGGAUACACAUUCCUUCAAUCAAUCUUCAGAAGGUAGACCUUGUUGUUGAUGUUCUCAUAAAGAACCCAAAUCCAGUGCCAAUACCCCUAAUUGACAUAAACUACUUGAUUGAGAGUGAUGGAAGGAAACUAGUUUCAGGGUUGAUACCAGAUUCAGGUACAAUUCAUGCACACGGAGAGGAGACAGUCAAGAUUCCGCUUACUUUGAUUUAUGAUGACAUCAAGAAAACCUAUGCUGAUAUUAAACCAGGAAGCAUCAUUCCUUACAAGGUAAAGGUUGAUCUCAUUGUUGAUGUUCCAGUGCUUGGAAGGCUCACUCUACCCUUGGAGAAAAAUGGAGAAAUCCCCAUUCCAUACAAGCCUGAUGUUGAUCUCGACAAAAUUCAGUUUGAGAGGUUUUCUUUUGAAGAGACGGUUGCUAUUCUUCAUUUGAAGUUGGACAACAAGAAUGACUUUGACCUGGGCCUCAAUGCACUUGAUUAUGAGGUCUGGCUUGGUGAUGUUAGCAUUGGAGGAGCCGAACUUUCCAAAUCUGCAAAGCUUGUCAAAACUGGGAUUACUGACAUUGAUGUUCCAAUUACCUUCAGGCCUAAGGAUUUUGGCUCUGCACUUUGGGACAUGAUCAGAGGACGGGGGACAGGUUACUCUAUUAAAGGACAUAUUGAUGUUGACACUCCCUUUGGAGCAAUGAAAUUACCCAUCAGCAAAGAAGGAGGUACUACCCGGCUCAAGAAGAAGAAGGAAGAUGGUGGAGAUGAUGAUGAUGAUUAGGAAUGAAGAAGAAAUUGCUACUUCUGCAGUAAUUUUGUUGUGCUGUAAGUUUAAGCCUUUAAUCUUUUCUUUUACAGGAAUGAAGAAGAAAUUGCUGCAAGUUAUUAGUAUAGUAUCUGUUAUUUAGUUUACGGGGUCCAUUAGAAAGUUAAGCAAAAGGGAUAUGAACUUAAGGGCCCUGAUGAUUGUGAUUUAUGCAUUAAAGCUCAAGUAGAGGUUUGAAAUGAUGGUUAUGUCUGGUUAUUUAAGUGAAUAUCGGUUUGGCGUUUGAGUACGUAAUUGGUGAUCGAAAUUCAAAACUCUGCAGUGAUACGUUCUCAAAGGAUAAUUAUGUGUUAAUUUUUUUAGUCCUACAUAAACUGUGAUUAUGUACCUUUUUCCUAAGGGCCAGAGGGAGGAUCGUGUUAUAGUGUUCUGCAAUUGAUGUCAUCUAUAAAAUAUAGUGUGUAAUUGUAAUACCCAAGUAAUCCAACAAUGUAAUUCUGUAGAUGUUAUUCAAACUAUAUUAUGUAAUGUUCGAAUUUUAUUUAAUGGCAUACUUUUUUUAUUGUACUAA
Molecule: messenger RNA, 1652 nt
Organism: Vigna radiata var. radiata (mung bean)
Lineage: Eukaryota; Viridiplantae; Streptophyta; Magnoliopsida; Fabales; Fabaceae
Product: desiccation-related protein At2g46140
Exons: 3
Coding region: 152-1096 (314 amino acids)
Biological process (GO): response to desiccation
Cellular component (GO): cytosol
Source: RefSeq, a predicted model, not a curated record